Molecule: messenger RNA, 1970 nt
Organism: Populus nigra (black poplar)
Lineage: Eukaryota; Viridiplantae; Streptophyta; Magnoliopsida; Malpighiales; Salicaceae
Product: berberine bridge enzyme-like 8
Exons: 1
Coding region: 140-1744 (534 amino acids)
Molecular function (GO): FAD binding; oxidoreductase activity
Source: RefSeq, a predicted model, not a curated record
CAACGGUAUCCUGUAAUAAAGCUCCUUGGUAAAGAAGCAUUGAAAAGUAGCAAUACAAGCAAGAGAAUAAUAAAGAAACAGGCUGUAUAAAGCUCAUCUUCGCGUUGAAGACUAAGCGAAAAAAGAAGCAUAUAAGGUAAUGGGAACUCUAAUCUCUUCAAUACUCAGAAUAUUUCUGUUCUAUAUCUCAAUGGAAACUCUAGAUCCAAUCCAAGAAACCUUUCUCCAAUGCCUGUCCGCUCAUUCUUUAACCUCCACACCAAUCUCUGAAGUCACAUAUUUCCCCGACAAUCCUAACUACUUGUCAGUUUUGAAUUCUUACAUCAGAAACCUUGUAUUCACAUCUCCUACAACACCAAAACCCUUGUUCAUUGUAACCCCCACUCAUGUUUCUCACAUCCGGGCAUCAAUCAUUUGUUCCAAGAUUCAUGGUCUUGAAGUCAGAAUCCGCAGUGGAGGCCAUGAUUAUGAUGGCCUUUCUUAUGUGUCAACUGUGCCGUUUAUCAUGGUUGACUUGUUCAAUAUGAGGUCUGUUAGUGUUGACAUAGAAGAUGAGAGCGCUUGGGUAGAGUCAGGUGCUACACUAGGGGAAGUUUAUUAUAGAAUUGCUGAAAAGAGCAAGAUUUACGGCUACCCUGCUGGAGUUUGUCCAACAGUUGGUGUUGGAGGCCAUUUAAGUGGAGGUGGAUAUGGUAACUUGAUGAGGAAACAUGGUUUGUCCGUUGAUAAUAUUGUUGAUGCAGUACUGGUUGAUGCUAAUGGUAAUGUUUUGGAUAGAGAAGCAAUGGGGGAGGAUCUUUUCUGGGCUAUUAGGGGAGGAGGUGGAGCUAGUUUUGGAAUCAUUGUUUCAUGGAAAAUUAAGCUAGUUCGAGUCCCAGAAGUUGUCACUGUUUUUAGAGUUGAAAGGACAUUGGAAGAAGGUGCAUCAGAUAUUGUGUAUCAAUGGCAGCAUGUUGCUGAUAAAAUCGAUGAAGAUCUCUUUAUAAGGGUGGUCCUGAACCCAGUUACUAGGAAGGGGCAAGUGACAAUCAAGGCCAAAUUCAAUGCUUUGUUUCUUGGAAAUGCACAACGACUUGUUUCUCUGAUGGAUGAGCAGUUUCCUGGAUUGGGAUUAUUGUCCACGGACUGCAAAGAAAUGAGCUGGAUUGAGUCGGUGCUGUUUUGGUCCAAUUAUCAAAUUGGUACAUCUACAGAUGUUUUGCUUGAGAGACAUUCAACAAAAGAGAAGUACUUGAAGAGGAAAUCUGACUAUGUGCAAGAGCCUAUUUCGAAGACUGAUCUUGAAGGAAUAUGGAAGAAAAUGAUCCAAUUGCGAAAGCCGGUAUUGACAUUCAAUCCUUAUGGAGGAAAAAUGAGUGAAAUUUCAGAACUUGACACUCCAUUUCCACAUAGAGCAGGGAACAUUUACAAAAUCCAGUAUGCAGCAAGUUGGAAAGAAGAAGGUGCUGAAGCUGUGGAUCACAAUUUGGAUCUUAUCAGAAAGCUUUACGAUUACAUGACUCCUUUUGUGUCAAAAUCACCUAGAUGUUCAUAUCUAAAUUAUAGAGAUAUUGAUGUGGGUAUCAAUGAAAUUGGCAAUGCUACUUAUGAGCAAGCUAGUGGUUGGGGUACCAAGUAUUUCAAAGGCAAUUUUGACAGGUUGGUGCAAGUCAAGACCACGGUGGAUCCUGGUAAUUUCUUUAGAUAUGAACAAAGCAUCCCAUCCCUUGAAGCUUCUUCUUCGAAGAAUAGAAUGUCAGAGUGAGUAGAUGCCCAUUUAAAUAAAACAAGGCCUUUAAUAGCUUCUUUGGAGUGUUGGCUAUAUAGUAUACCGUGCAAAAUAUUCUUUCACAAUAUCAGAAAGAUUGUCUGGUAUUUUUAUGCAUUAUCAAAUGUUACAGAUUCAAUAUUUCCUUUCAGAGGCUUGGAUAUGAUGGUUCAGGUUUUCUUUCCAGUUCAAAGUAAUCCAUGAUGAGGUUUUAUGGCUCAAA